This is a messenger RNA of Anopheles maculipalpis, 552 nucleotides long. RefSeq lists its product as uncharacterized. The record is from RefSeq and is a predicted model, not a curated record. The transcript has a single exon. NCBI's taxonomy places the organism in Eukaryota, Metazoa, Arthropoda, Insecta, Diptera, Culicidae. Bases 1 to 552 code for a protein of 183 amino acids.
AUGUGGAACCGUCUCUCGCCGACCAAUUCCAAUAGACUGUUGCACGAUAAUGGUAAAGAUUAUUGCAAUAACCCACUCAAGAUCAGUCAUAACAGUAAGUCCCCGGAUAAGGCGAGACCGCCCAAACCGACCAAAGCGAGCUCGCAGCCGGCCCGAUCCCAUCCAACGCCAUCUACCAGAAAACCCUCCCCAACUACUAAUAACACCAAACCAACCUCUGCUACUACUACUACUACUACUACCACCAUCAACAUCACGUCCACCAACAUCACCUCUUCUUUCUCUACUAAUUCUACUACUACUACUACUACUUCUGCUACCACUGCUUUUGCUAGCGCUGCUACCACCACAGCUGGCGCGGCUAGAAUUUCAUCUCUUUCUUCUAACUCUUCUAUCACCACCACCACCACCACUACCAAAACCACCACCACCAAAAUUAAACCCACCUCCAACACCACCACCACCAAGGGCACCACUGCUAGCAAUAAGCUUAACAAGAUCCUGUCCAUCGAUAUGGAAAUUCGAAUACAGCAUAAGUGUAUUUCAGCAUAG